Molecule: messenger RNA, 554 nt
Organism: Solanum verrucosum
Lineage: Eukaryota; Viridiplantae; Streptophyta; Magnoliopsida; Solanales; Solanaceae
Product: histidine-containing phosphotransfer protein 4-like
Exons: 5
Coding region: 70-519 (149 amino acids)
Biological process (GO): phosphorelay signal transduction system; cytokinin-activated signaling pathway; phosphorylation
Cellular component (GO): nucleus; cytoplasm
Molecular function (GO): histidine phosphotransfer kinase activity; protein histidine kinase binding
Source: RefSeq, a predicted model, not a curated record
UUGUAUUUUUCAAAGAUAUUAUAUUUAUUUACAAUAUUCAAUUUUUCAUUCCCUGUUAAGUUAAAAAAAAUGGAGAACCAAAAGAAACGCCAAGCUGCUUACAUGAAGAGAAGCCUCUUGGAUCAGGGAUACCUUGAUGAACAAUUUAUUCAUCUUGAAGAAUUGCAAGAUGAUGCAAACCCUAACUUUGUUGAAGAAGUUGUCAAGUUGUAUUACACAGAUUCAGCUAGAUAUGUUCGAAAUAUUGAACUAGCAUUGGAAAAUGGACCCUAUGAUUUUGCUAGACUGGAUAAUAUGAUGUACCAAUUCAAGGGUAGCAGCUCAAGCAUUGGUGCCAGAAGAGUAAAAAGACAAUGUUCUCAGUUUCAGGAAUACUGUAAUGCAAAAAAUAUAGAGGGGUGCAGAAACAUUUUCCAAGAAGUGAAGCAAGAGUAUGAUACUCUAAAGACUAAGCUUGAGACUUACUUUCAGGUCUCUCUCUCCAACUCUCUAAAACAUACAAAGUCAAUCUCUCCGUAACAACAUUGUUUGUUCAAAUGUUUUCUAGUUGCUAC